Messenger RNA from Annulohypoxylon truncatum, 4934 nucleotides. Its product is annotated as ABC transporter. NCBI's taxonomy places the organism in Eukaryota, Fungi, Ascomycota, Sordariomycetes, Xylariales, Hypoxylaceae. The coding region runs from base 207 to 4775 and encodes 1522 amino acids. The transcript is spliced from 11 exons. Gene Ontology annotation, molecular function: ATP hydrolysis activity; ATP binding; ABC-type peptide transporter activity. The record is from RefSeq and is a predicted model, not a curated record. Gene Ontology annotation, cellular component: membrane; fungal-type vacuole. Gene Ontology annotation, biological process: transmembrane transport.
UUCAGGCAAUUCUUAAGGUUACUUUUCCCCUCUUGGCAAGGGUCUCACGUCCCUCCAGGCCCCAGCUUAUCCUGAUGGUGGUUAGCCCCCCGAGCACGCAAUUACCCGAGUAUUAACAGCUUGCUCAUCGAGAUUUUCAUGUUGACUCACCGGGAGAACUGUCACGUCUCACGAUACCUCAUUCUUAGCCUUUGCCAUGAGAAACCAUGAAUCAAUUCGGUUUUAGGGAAUAUGGUUGGGACUCUGUUCCCUUUCGUUCCCAAUCGCUCUAUACUCUAAAUAGCACGUUUAGGGCGACUAGCAUAUCGAGUCUUCAAUGGAUUCAUGACCUCUCGGAUUUUACCCGAGCUGGGUAUCUACAGCUUACUAUUAUCACUGCGUCCUUCCUGGUUAUUGUCAGAUAUCUUCUCCACCGUCCCUAUUCCAAGGUCUCUGGGCCCGAAUCCAAUGCGCACGCGGUAGCAUGGCCAUUUGAGUUAUCUAGCCAACUCUUACGAGCUAGCUCGUUAGCUUUUAUGAUCGUUGCCGCUGUCCGGGGCGAAGGCAGGUGGACCGAUGCGACCGCUUUAGCCUAUGCUUUUGUCAUUGGUGUUUUGCGGCUGGCGUACGAUCUCGAGUGGAGGCAUGUCGCCUUGCACCACACCAAUUUUAUCCUUGCCGGUUCCCUGCUCAUCCUUACUUUAGGGGAGCUUCUUCCAUACAUCGAUACAGAUCAUAAUGAGAGUAUGAGCCCAAUGAUGAUCUGUAGCAUAUCAACACUAGCUGCCGCCGUGUUUGUAGCUCUCGCCACACGAAGGGAAUGGAUACCGCCAUCGUUAGAUCUUGAUAUCUCUGAGAAAAUACCAACCCGAGAACCAUCUCCCGAAGAAACAUGCAGCUGGUUGGAGUAUUACGUGACGUACGAAUGGCUUACGCCUCUCAUGUUCAAGGGUUUGCGCCGACAAAUGACCUUAGAAGAACUACCUAGACUUCCCUGGUAUGAUGAGCCAUUCGUCCUGCUUUCUAGAGUUCAGGAGGCACGGCGGAAAGGCAAAUCCACAUUCUGGACAUUAAUAUACUUCUUGCCUCAGGAAGUUACCACCAUGGGUUGUUGGAUUGCGUUGUCUUUCAUUUUUGAAAUGAUUGCUCCGUACGCUAUGUACGGAUUACUUCGCUACCUUUCUGACCCAGAAGGAUCUCAGUUCCGGCCUUGGGUCUGGCUAGCGCUCCUUUUCAUUGGCCCACUAUCGCGUUCUGUGUGCUUUCAGCAAUACGUAUUCACAUCAACUCGCCUGCUUGUGCGUGUUAGAGCUGCGUUGACUCAAGAGUUAUAUUACAAAGCAUUGGGAUCCAUGGAAUUGGACGACGAGGUCUUUGCCGAGAUCGCCGCUACGGACAAGGAAAAGGAAAAGAGUAAACAAGCCACUACUUCAACAGGUCGCCUGGCAAACCUCAUGGGUGCCGAUGUGGACACUAUCGCCAGAGGCCGAGACGUCGUACUUGUUGCUUGCGGUGUGACAUCUGGAUCUGUAGUGGCUCUUUUUGGUUUAUACAAGUUGUUAGACUGGACAGCACUCGUUGGUAUUGCUAUAAUGCUAGUGCUUUCGCCGUUUCCGGUUUUGAUUGCCCGACGUAUGGUAGGUAUCCAACGUGACAUGAAACGAAUACAAGACUCGAGGAUUUCAGUCAUCUCAGAAUAUCUAGCCUCGAUCCGAGCGAUCAAAUAUUUUUCGUGGGAGGAAGCUAUCAUCAAGCGAGUUAAUGAAAUCAGACUCGGCGAACAAAAGAAGAUAUGGGCCUUGAACAUACUUUAUAUUACUCUAAAUCAACUCACGGAAGCGAUCCCGAAUCUAUCACUAGUACUUAUCUUCACCUUACAGGUGCUUGUUCGUAAAGAACCACUAACGGCAGAAGUCGCUUUUACGGCUAUAACAUUAAUUAGGACUUUGCGCCGAAAUCUGUCGAUGGCGUCAAACAUGUCACGAGGCUUCACCGCCGCAGGUGUUUCUCUCAAGCGCCUAGACCGUUAUAUCAACAGCACUACGCCCCUGCAAUCUCAUCCGGUCGGCCAGCUUAAGAUCAGCAAUGCUACUUUCAGGCGUCACAAGAGAGCUUUAUUUGCGUUAAAAGAUAUUUCCAUCGAUUUCGUCGAGGGUGGAUUAAACGUAAUAACAGGGCAGAGCGGGAGUGGGAAAACAACACUCCUCAUGUCGAUUCUUGGCGAGACUAUCCUUGAGAAUGGCACAGUAACAAGCCCCGAAGAUAUUGCCUACGCCUCGCAAAGCCCCUGGUUACAAAAUGAGACGAUCCGUGACAAUAUUCUCUUCAAUAGCCCCUUUGAGCAAGCACGAUACGACCGAGUGAUCAACGCUUGCGGGCUGCCGAUCGAUUUUGACGAGUUUCCAGAACGAGAUGGUACUGAGGUUGGAGAGAACGGGGCCUCAUUAUCUGGAGGCCAGAAGUCUCGCGUUGCUCUGGCACGAGCUUUAUAUUCGAAAGCGUCCGUGAUUUUACUUGAUGAUGUCUUUUCCGCUCUUGAUUCCAAGACGUCAGCAUUUCUAUGGGAGGAAGCUUUCUGCGGCGAUCUACUUAAGGGAAGGACUGUGGUACUCGUAACACAGCUGCCAUGGAUUGCGCCCCAAGCAGACCUAACCAUAACACUAGAGAACGGCUCAGUGAAGGAUAUCCAGCAGAACCUAGGCGUGGUCCGGAAAUCCGUAACGCUCGACAAAACGCUUGUCGACGAAGGCAAUCUUGACGAGACCGUGGAAGCGGCUGCAACUCAUACCGCCGAAAGCAAUGGCACAACGCUCAUUGGAAGUUCUAAUGGAAGCUCUAACGGUGACAUCAAAAGCGCGGAAGAUAAACGCCGAGAUGAGGUAACACAGGAAGCUCUCAAGACCGGACCAACUGCCCGUCUACAAUUUUUCCAAUACAUGCGAUUAUUUGGCAAUCCAUUUUACGCUAUGCUGGCGCUUGCGAUGAGUAUUCUUUCCACCGCCUCGUUUGUCGGGACCGGGUUGUGGAUCGCGGUCUGGGUAGACGCUUAUGGGAAAGACGAUGCAUACAAUAUUGGAUUCUACCUUGGUAUAUACGCGGCAUGGAGUAUUGCCGACGUCAUUUUCAGUGGUUUAACAUAUAUCGCGUACGAGAAUGGCGGCUGGUACGCCGCGAGAUCACUGCAUACCACCUUCAUCAAAGCGGUGUUGAGCGUCCCCCUUUCUUGGUAUAAAACGACACCUAUCGGCAGAGUAGUCAACCGGUUCUCUAGAGACAUGGACUCCAUUGAUAAUCAAUUGGCUGGCAUGCUCAGAUUGGGCGUGGAGACGCUUACGCGCCUUGCCUUUCAAAUUGUGGCCGUCGGUUCCGUACUUCCAAUCUUCAUGUUACCGGCCGCCGCUUGUUGCGCCGCUGGAAUCUUAGCGGGAGAACUGUACACCAGGACAGCUGUGGCGGUCAAACGGCUCGUGUCGUCGUCGCAAUCCCCUCUAUUCGCCCACUUCGCCGAUACUCUAGCUGGUCUCCCUGUGAUUCGCGCCCGCGCAAAAAUGGCCCAAACCUUCGGCGACCAGCUAGCAGAUAAGCUGCGAAUAUUCGAGAGAUCUUCCGAAGCUCAGUUUAAUUGCAACAGAUGGGUCGCGCUCAAGGUCGAUAUGAUGACUACACUAGUCACGGUCGCUGCUGGCGGGAUUGCCGUGUCGAAAGCAGGUCUUGUAGCAGCUGGCGUUGUUGGAUUUUCGUUGUCAAAUGCCACCACUCUAAGUCAACUUAUUAUCAUGCUUGUAAGAGCAAGCAACGAACUUGAAAUCGAAAUGCAGAGCUUCCAUCGAGUCCGGGAAUAUGCCUCUGUUGAGCCAGAAGAGAAGCCGGAUGAGGUCAAGAAAAUUUCCCAAUACUCUGAUAACCCCGAACCCACCAUGCCUGAGAAUUGGCCAACAACUGGCGAAGUCGAGUUUCGCAACGUGACUAUCAAGUAUGACCUAGAUGGCCCAGAGAUCUUAAAGGACAUCAAUCUCAAAUUUGCAGCUGGCGAGAGAGUUGCAGUCGUGGGAAGGACUGGGUCUGGAAAGAGUACAUUGGUUUUAUCUAUGCUGCGCUUCACUAACGUCGUCUCGGGACAAAUUCUCUUCGACGGCGUAGAUAUCACGAUGUUGCCACGCAGGAAGCUCCGGGAAGCACUCACGAUUAUCCCACAAGAGGCGGUACUGUUCAAUGGAAAUGUUAGGUCAAACCUAGACCCAACAGGCAAAAUUCCAACAGAAACGCUCGAGAAGGCGCUACAAUACUGUAGCGGGAUCGCGUCGUUCCAAUACCACCAAAAUGCAGAGAGCGCGCAAAAUGGAAACGGACAGCAUAAUGGAACUAACGAAGCUCAGUCCGACGAACCGUCCAGUGACAUUGGUAUCACUCUUUCGACCCCCGUAAAACCUAAAGGCGAGAACUUCUCCCACGGACAGCGACAAGUACUUUCGCUCUGCAGGGCUUUGGUACGCGGUAGCAAGUUGAUGUUGUUAGACGAGGCGACUGCAAGCAUGGACUACGAGACCGACCAGGGAAUUCAGGAAGUUCUAAGAAAGGAACUGAACGAAUACGGAAGGGACAGGACUCUGGUUACCAUUGCUCACCGACUGAAGACUAUCAUCGAUUACGAUCGCGUGGUAGUCAUGAGCGCGGGAUCCGUUCUCGAGGUUGGAAGCCCAAAAGAACUUUACGAGGCUAAAGGGCAGUUCUACGACAUGAUGAAGCACAGCGGGGAGUUUGAAGAUCUAGAGAGAUUCCUAAACGAUAAGGUGUGAAGAUGUAUUCCACCGGUAUGAAGGGACAGCCGGGGGCAUAGAUGGGUAAAUAUUUAGAUGGUUUCAAUAUAGACGGGUUAUAAAGAAGUGCUCCUUGACAUUUUAUCCAGUGUCGUCUCCAAUUGCAACUCCAUUUACCCAAUUUAAAUCUUGAAGAUU